Molecule: messenger RNA, 291 nt
Organism: Ilex paraguariensis (yerba mate)
Lineage: Eukaryota; Viridiplantae; Streptophyta; Magnoliopsida; Aquifoliales; Aquifoliaceae
Source: the annotation of a GenBank genome assembly
AUGGGGUAUUUGAUGAUGGGCGUUGGGGCAGUCCGAACCGACGUUAAGUCCAUGAUCCUCUCCGCCACAGCUGGGUUGGUUGGCGGUGUCUGUAGUAUGGCCAUCGGAGAGUUUGUUUCCGUGUACUCAAAGUAUGACAUCGAGGUGGCUCAGAUGAAGAGAGAGAAUAGGGUUACACAGAUUGAGUUGGAGGACAAUAAGGACUUGCCGAACCCGUUGCAGGCGGCGGCGGCGUCAGCCUCGGCUUUUGCAGCUGGGGCAGAGCUGCCGUUGCGGGGGUGGCGUUUAUAA